UUCAUUUGGAUCAUGCGUGUUUUGAUUGUGCCGUGGUGGCUACUGUUUUUAGCAUUAUAAAUUGUUUGUCAAUAAUCGCAAAUACAUGAAAGUCAUACUACCUGAUAAUCACUAUCUAUAUGUCACAUUAAGCAUAACAGUUGCGCUUGACUUUAACCUGCGAUCGACGUUAACACGGCACUUUAGGAGGCUAGUAAAACAAGGGAAAGUUCACACUUGGAUGGAAGGUGACGACCAACAGAAUGAAGCAGCUUUCUGCAGAGACAGUCCGCUUGUUGACAAGUUCCCAAGUCGUGACAUCUGUUGUGAGUGUCGUCAAGGAAUUGAUUGAAAACUCACUGGACGCAGGCUCUUCAAGCAUCGACGUUAAACUGGAAAAUUAUGGACUGGAUCGCAUUGAGGUGAGGGACAAUGGCUCGGGCAUUAAAGCUGAGGACACCGAGGUGAUGGGAGUGAAACACUACACCUCAAAGAUCUCCAGCCAUGAUGACCUUAUGCAGCUGGAGACAUACGGCUUCAGAGGAGAGGCGCUGGGGUCUAUAUGUGCUGUGGCAGAGGUUAUUGUCACCACCAAGACAGCCGCGGAUGACUUCAGCACGCAGUAUACACUGAAUCCCACGGGCCACGUUGUUUCCCAAAAGCCCUCCCAUCUUGGCCAAGGGACAACUGUGUGUGCUCUGAAGCUAUUUAAGAACCUUCCUGUGAGGAGGCAGUUCUACUCCAACACAAAGAAAUGCAAAGAGGAGCUCAAGAAAAUCCAGGAUCUUCUCAUGGCAUACGCCGUGGUCAAGCCUGUGCUGAGAAUCACCUUCACACACAACAAGGUCGUGGUUUGGCAGAAGUCCAGGGUGUCGGAUGGCAGAGCAGCCCUGAUGGCCGUGAUCGGAGCUGCAGCCUCGGCCAACAUGCUCCCGCUCCAUCACCAGCACCAGGAUCAUCCAGAGAUAUCAAUUGAAGGCUUUUUCCCAAAGCCUAACAUGGACAACGCUGCAACAAGCUCCAGCAAUCCAGACAGAACAUUUAUCUUUGUGAACAGCCGACCAGUUCACCAUAAAGACAUUAUGAAGUUGGUUAGGCAGUUCUGUUGCGGAGACACGUCUUCCCGUCGCUACCCGACGCUGAUGAUGAACAUCACUGUCCCAGCCGCCACGGUGGAUGUCAAUCUCACUCCUGACAAAACUCAAGUUCUGCUUCAGAACAAGGAAGCAGUGUUGGCGUCUGUGGAGUCUCUGUUGGUUGACCUCUAUGGACCCUUGGCGAAAACAGACGACUGUGUCAGCCACGACGCGAACGUAGAUCCUCUCCCCUCUGACGCCAUAGAGACAGGCCCGGUAAAUGGAAGAACUAAAAGCAACGCCGUGAAUAUCGUCAGCAGCAGUCACAGAGCUGCCUUGCCUCAAGCUCCGCUAGACAGCUCUGACGUGCAUUCGUUCGGAGCUAUCGAGCAGACUCCUGCGAGGGCAAGUGACCCGGCCAAUAACACGUCCCUAAACCAAACCAGCUCUUCGUCUUCGUCAGAAGACUGGAUUAUCAAUAAGAGCUCGUUUGACAUGAGCCAUGUGGACAGCUCCCUGGUAGAUGAUGACUUUUUAAGCACUAGUCACGAUAACAAGGAAGCACCUGAGCGGCGUGUCGCUGCUGCUGACCUGUCCUCAGUCACACCCAAAACAGACGGCAGCAUCUCCGCCGAGAGCUGGAGCGCGGGCCAAGCCCUGAUGGAUCCCGUCGGCGGAGGUCUGUUGGAACCGGUGAAGCUACAUGUCCUGUCGGAGCGACCGCAGCAGCAGCAGCAGCAGGAAGUGGGAGAGGAGGAGGUCGUGGAGCGAUGCCGGGGGAGCAGCCCGUUGUCCAAGAAGCCGUCAAACAUCAUCGUGGCGCGAAUGCCCAAGCUGAUGGCCUUCGAGCUGAUCGGCUCGCGUGCCGUGAGUCAGCCGGCGUCCGCCCGCGCCCUCUUCGAGCGAGACAGCAGAGCAUCCAUCCUGCUGGAGGACCCUGGAGCCAGUCUGCAGGAUGUCACCACUGCUGUUAAAGAGCGAUGGGAAAGCCUUGGGGAGGAAGACAGAAAGAAGUACGAGGACAAAGCCAAGAAGGCCCUUAACAGCUGCAACCUGCGUCGGAGUCGUGCCGAGCAGCAGCAGCAGCAGCAGCAGGGACAGUCCCCGGCCAGGGACGGUCACGGCUCUGCCAACAAGGCCCAGGGCCUGAAACGCAAGGCCCCGCUUUCCAACCAGCAGCUCCUCGACAAGCUCUUCUCCUCGCAGGCGGCGAAGAAGAGUAGUGCCCCGUGUGCCGCAGGAGGAGCAGCAGCCGCGGCCGCAAGGGUCUCCAGGCCCCUCCCGUUCUGCCUGGCUGCCCUAAGGCGGCGGCUUAACCUCCUGCCGUCCCCCCAGAGUGGCGCUGCCCCGCGGGGCCUCAGCCUUGUAAACCGCUUGGCUUCGCACAGCGCCUGGGUCGUUUUAUGUGGCAGGGAGCUGACGUUGUUAAAUCCAUUUCGGGUGGAGGAGGCCUUGCUGUUUAAAAGACUUCUGGAGAAUAAUAUACUUCCAGCGGCGUGCCUGCAGACCCCUAUACAGUUAACAGAUGGUUUGCUUGGUGGGUCUGAGUACAUGGAUGUCCUGCUCAGCAUGAGAAAAGGAAACCCUGAGCCAUGCGGCGCCGCCUACUUCUCUGAUCCCAGGCUGGUGGCAAACGGCUUUCAGAUCCGAGUCUAUCCAGGCUCGACGUCGUCCGCUGAGAGGCACGUGGAGGUGACAGGCAUGUCCGACUGCAUGCCGUUCUACGGCAUCACUGACCUGAAGGAAAUUUUAACAGCCGUCAAGGAGCGGGGCGCUCAGAGUGUGAGGCAGUGUAGACCUCUGAAAGCCACGCGCUACCUCGAGGGAGAAGCGGUGCGAAUGGUCAGGCAGCUGCCCAUAAACCCAUCAAGAGAUGAUGUACAGGACACUCUGGGUCGGAUGCGGGAGCAACUCGGGGAGGAGAGCCAAACUUGCAUUCACGGCCUGCCGUUUUUCCACUUCUUGACCAAAGUCCCUCAGUCGGACGAGGAAGCUGUCAAGGCCUUGUCCCAAUAAACAAUAACAACUUUAUUUUUUGAAGAAGAGAAUAUGAAAUGCGGCAUUUGAGUUUGGCCGUUUCAUUUUGUUGCAGUGUACGUUUGGUUUCAACCAGCUCCUGUCAUCACAGGUGUUAUAUGUGUAUUAUUAAAUAAAUAUAACAUUCUGUGUUUAAAUACA
Molecule: messenger RNA, 3233 nt
Organism: Engraulis encrasicolus (European anchovy)
Lineage: Eukaryota; Metazoa; Chordata; Actinopteri; Clupeiformes; Engraulidae
Gene: pms1
Product: PMS1 homolog 1, mismatch repair system component
Exons: 13
Coding region: 243-3071 (942 amino acids)
Biological process (GO): mismatch repair
Cellular component (GO): MutLalpha complex
Molecular function (GO): ATP hydrolysis activity; ATP binding; mismatched DNA binding
Source: RefSeq, a predicted model, not a curated record